Molecule: messenger RNA, 10906 nt
Organism: Malaclemys terrapin pileata
Lineage: Eukaryota; Metazoa; Chordata; Testudines; Emydidae
Gene: DENND1B
Product: DENN domain containing 1B
Exons: 23
Coding region: 274-2655 (793 amino acids)
Biological process (GO): endocytic recycling; endocytosis
Cellular component (GO): cytosol; nuclear speck; intracellular membrane-bounded organelle
Molecular function (GO): phosphatidylinositol phosphate binding; guanyl-nucleotide exchange factor activity
Source: RefSeq, a predicted model, not a curated record
CUGGCGGCUGCUCCGGCCACCGCCGAGCUUCCUGCUUCCCAGAAGGUGCCGGCGCCGCGGCAACAGGAACUGAGGCUGGGAGGAGGCGGUGCCGCCGCUCCCCGCCGCGCUCACGGCCCGAGCCGGGGGAGCGGAGCAGCCAUGGGCCCCCGCCAGCAGCCGCUGUAACCUCCCCCUCCCCCGGGGCCGGCGCGUCCCUGCUUUCCCUGCCGGCCGGGCGAGGUGUUUCCCCGCGGGGGCGCGGACCGGCCGCCCGGGGCCCGAGAUGUGACCAUGGACAGCAGGAUCAAGGAAAAUCCAGAAAGUACGUUUGAUUUGGUACUCAAGGUAAAAUGCCAGGCUUCUGAAAAUGAAGAUCCGGUGGUACUGUGGAAGUUCCCGGAGGACUUCGGAGACCAGGAGGUGCUGCAGAGUGUGCCGAAGUUCUGCUUUCCUUUUGACAUUGAAAGGGUGUCCCAAAAUCAAGUAGGACAGCACUUUACCUUUGUGCUUACAGACAUUGAAAGUAAACAAAAGUUUGGAUUUUGCCGGUUAACAUCAGGAGGCAAAAUCUGCCUCUGUAUUGUAAGUUACCUGCCAUGGUUUGAGGUAUACUACAAGUUGUUAAAUACUCUGGCAGAUUAUUUGGCUAAAGAACAGGAAAAUGACUUGAAUGAUAUGUUAAAAUCACUGUAUAGCCACCCUGUGCCAAAGGCAAACACUCCUGUCAGUUUAAACGUGAAUCAAGAGAUGUUUUUUGCCAGUGAGCAAGUUCUGAAAAAUCAGCCGUACCUAGUAUCGCAUUCGUACUUCAUUACUCCUGAUCUAACUGGAUUGCCAACAAUCCCAGAAAGUAGAAAUCUUACUGAAUAUUUUGUUGCUGUGGAUGUGAACAACAUGAUGCAACUUUAUGCCAGUAUGUUGCAUGAGAGACGAAUCAUUAUUACCUCUAGCAAACUAAGCACUUUAACUGCUUGUGUUCAUGGGUCAGCUGCAUUGUUAUAUCCAAUGUAUUGGCAACACAUAUACAUCCCAGUGCUUCCUCCACACCUUCUGGACUACUGCUGUGCACCGAUGCCAUAUCUAAUUGGAGUCCACUUAAGCUUAAUAGAAAGAGUAAAAAAUAGAUCACUGGAGGAUGUGGUUAUGCUAAAUGUUGACACAAACACUCUAGAAAACCCAUUUAAUGACCUGAACAACCUACCUAGUGAAGUGGUCUCAGCCUUGAAAAAUAAACUGAAGAAGCAGUCUACAGCUACGGGUGAUGGAGUAGCUAGGGCCUUCCUUAGGACACAGGCAGCAUUGUUUGGAUCCUACAGAGAUGCACUAAGAUACAAACCUGGAGAGCCUAUCACUUUCUGUGAGGACAGUUUUGUGAAGCAUCGUUCCAGUACUACCAAACAGUUCCUGGAAACUGCAGUGAAUCUUCAACUUUUUAAACAGUUUAUUGAUGGUCGACUAGCAAAGCUAAAUGCAGGAAGAGGGUUCUCGGAUGCUUUUGAAGAAGAGAUCACUUCUGGAGGCUUCUGUAGAGGAAAUUCAAGAUCUUAUCAGCAGUGGGUGCAUACAGUAAAGAAAGGAGGUGCACUAAUCAACACAGCCAUGACCAAAGCCAGCCCUGCUGUGAAGACAGCAUACAAAUUUGCAAAAAGUCAUGCAAAGCAGGGAAUAAAAGAAGUGAGGAGUAAGUUAAAACACAAGGAGAGUGAUGAAGAAUAUGGAACUUGUAGCUCUGGUGUACUACAGUGUGCGCCAGUGUACACCUUACACAAUCAGAAAAGAGGAAACUCAGAAAAACGAAGACUUGCCCAGACGCGUUUCAACCAACAUCUUACCAAUGUCAGCAAUCAUGAUUCUGCACUGGAUGACGAUGACGAUGAUGAAAUGGACAGAACAAGCAAGUUAUCGUCUGAAGACAGCGAGGAAGCCUCCGCUUAUUUUUAUGAUAGUGAUGAUUCUGGUGAAACAGGAGUAAAGUCUUAUCACACAGGAGAAAUGGACUUGCUGGGAGAGAUUUUGGACUCGCUGAGCACACACAGUUCAGAUCAAGGAAAGCUCUCAGGAGCAAAGAGCCUGGAUUUCUUUAGAUCAACGGACGAUAUUGAUUAUAAGGCUAUGAACAAGUCUAGUGCACCUAGUGAGAGCAACCUCGCUCUGCUCUGUAGUGGUACUAAUGAUCCAGUGGAGUGGAAUCUGGGUCAGGAUGAUAGUGUUCUCCAGGGGAAACAGCUCCCUCCAUCGCCAAGAAAGCAAGUUGAUUUUAGUGACCAGAUGGAAUCUGUCUCUGUGCUGCAGGAGGAAAAUAGUGACAAAAUCCUUAGUGCUGACCAUGUGGAUUUCUCUAAAGAUUUUGUGAAGUCAACUUCUCCAACACGAUCAGUUGCACAGCUUGCUUCUCUGGAAUUUUCCCAAGUAGAUGACUCCUUCCAUAGGAAGAUAAAACCGAAUGAAACACUAAGCAAUACCUCAGAGGAUCAGCUCCCAGUGAACCUUUGUCAACAUCCAUCCAUUCUAAUUCCUUGGCAAAAAGAAGGGGAUGAAGGAAAGGAAACCCCAGAAGAAAGCGGGCUUCUUCAUGAAGUUGUGUCAUUAUGUAAAAUGACCUCUGCUUUCCACCACAGUUUAAACAUUUCAGAGGAUAAUUACUCCAGUAAUAGCAGUGGAAAUAAAGUGUAAGGGAACUUUGAGAGGAGAAACUACUUCCAUGAGAGGUUAAAGAGAGACUACUCAGGAGUCCACGUAAUACAUGAUAACCAAAAGAUCACAAAGGAAUAAUUACUUUUACAUUUUAAAAUACUUCUGUUUGUUUAGUACAUGGAUUUAGACAUCUGCUUAUAUGUUUCUCAGUUAAUUUCUUGGCUGUGUUUAAGUCCACAAGAUGGAACUAAAUAUACUAAUGCACUCUUAAAUCAGGUACUAGUUUGUAUGUAUGUGAAAUAUACAACUGGUGCAUGGUGCUUACUAAUGUUCCUUUGUGCAGCAGGAAGUGUAUCGCCUUUGCAUAUAUCCAGGUACUGAAGGUACUGUAUUAAUCCUGUUGGGCAUGAAAUGAACAAAAACAGUUUAGAUUUGUCUGAAACUUACAAAUAUCGAUGUUUGUAAUGAUUUAAUUGCCUUAAUCAUUUGGGAAAAGGUUUAAAUAUCUUAGAAGAUGACUUGCAAACAUUCAGAAGAGCAAUAAUGAUUUUCCAUGGCAGGUAUCUGCUUGAGCAAAGGGGAAAAAGACCUUUUCUAAACUAAAGGAUCUCUUGUGACUAAUAGGGAGCUUGUUAUAAACAGAAACUGUGGCCAUGUCUUCCAGACCUUGAAAAGGCGGUGCAUACUUUUCUCUUAUGAAGUGCUGAAUUACAAUGUGAAGUUACUUAACUUCUGUUUACAACUAAGGCACUUUAAAGACAUAUUAUCCAGUGUCUCAAUGGAGACGUUUUCAUCUAGGAAUUUUCAGAAAGGAAAGUGUACGUGAAAUUGAUAGAUUUUAUUGCUAUUUUUUAAAUUUCUACAAUUUAAUAAUUCUGUACUAAAAUUAAUUUGUGCCACUGCUGAACAUGACCAUUUGAUUUUUACAAGCCACCUUUAAAAGAAACAUUACAUUAUUGCUUUUCUUCUUUGGAGUUUUGUUUAGUUGAGCUGUGCAGUAUUUUAAAGAGCAGUGAAUGAAGAUUACUUAUAACACUAGACAUCAAAAGUAAUUGGUUCAGCAAUUAAGAAUGCAAAUACCCCACUCUCAUGUACCAGAGAAUCUUUUUGCAAUUACAAGGAAGGGAAUUAAAUGGAUGCUGCAUGUACUAUAUUUAGGCAUAAAUGUUUAUCCUCCUUCGAGAAGGUAGCAUUCCUAAAGGAUAUUUCUGUAUUUAAAUUUCAAAAAGUAGAUUCCUCCCUGAGUGGAGCACAUCUAUUCAUUGUCCUUGUCCACCCCUCUUUGUCCCAUACUCUCUGUGGAUCAGAACGAGUACAUUCUGGGGUGAACCACACUAGGCCAAAAAUGGCAACUUUGAAUACUGUCUAUUGGCAUGUGUAACCCAAAGCAAGGAAUAACAGGAUUUGUCAUUGCGAGGAAUGCUCUCCCACUCUUCCUCACCAACAGCAGGAAUCUUCUUCUGCGGCAAGGACGGCUUAGUGGUAUCCUCAGCACAGACCAAGGAGAGCAAGUUGAAGAAGUCAGGGGUUAGGGGCAGGUUGGGCUGCAGUACUUUGGUAGUGGAUCACUGCACAGGUUAACACCAGUUGUCACGUUUGGGUUUACAAAGGAAGUUUCCUCUUGGCUAAUGCGAUUUGGCUUUUCUUUUCCCGUUUUAUCACCAUGAGCAUCAGGCAAUCGGUUAUGUCAGGUGGCUCAAGGGAAUUGGUGUGUGAUCCCUUUGGGGAGGUUGGGGGGCGGUGGCUGAUGCUCUGCCCAUGAGAUCUAGUGUCUAAUACUAUCUUGUCAUUUCACAUAACUUUGUUGGCAACAUCCCUGGCAUUGUAAAAGAAGGUCUUGUAUCCCAAACUACAGAUUCCAGAUGGGUGAAAAGGAGCAGGGAGGCAGAUUUUAGCAACACCACUGGUGAGGAUGGGCCGCAUGACUGGGUAAUGGUAUGAGGCCCCUUCACCAAAGUGCCCCGUUUUACGUGCAAGGGAAAGGGUCGGGUUGUGGACUCACAAUUCAUAAUACAAUGUCCUUGGCUGAUUAGAACAUGAAAGUUUUUAUAGGUGUGUUCAGUAUAUAUUUCUGAAGAGGACCUCAGCAGCUUAUUGGUGCUGAGGAUGAUGGUAAGAUUUGCCUCCUGAUCUGUCUUAGAGUUUUCUGUAGUACCGAUCACCAUAGGAUCUGAGAUGCAAGUGGAGUCUUUAUUUGUGUUAUCCCAAAAAGUGGCACUUGGCAAAACUGUGUUUGAGUUACUGAGGACCAAAAUUAUUAUUAACCCAUAAACUAUUAAACAUUUUAGCUGGGUUAUCAGAUAUCAAGAAAUAGGAAGUGUCAGGUCUGAACAGUGUUUAAAUGGGGAGCUCGAAGGAAAACACAAGAUGUUGCAGGAGGUUGUACAGGGAAUCUGGAAGUGGCAUUUUUCUUUGUUGGUCCUGAAUCAGUACCCAAGUAGGUUAUGCUGUGCUGUUAGGUGGAUUUAGGAUAAGACGGGAAAAAGAAAAGUCCUAGCAAUCUCUUAGCACUUCUCGUUUGAUUGUUACUCUGAUAACACUAGAAAAAUGAAAUGUUCAGUUGGAUUCUUAUUUAUGUAACUGCAUUUUGCGAACCUUAAUUCCCAGAUUCAACUGAAUACAGUAUUCUUUUCCUGUUGGGUGGUGGUCCUGUGUACAGUCCCACUCUUGAGAAGGCUGCUUUCCUUUCCUAUGCAUCCGAAGAAGUGGGCUGUAGUCCACGAAAGCUUAUGCUCUAAUAAAUUUGUUAGUCUCUAAGGUGCCACAAGUACUCCUGUUCUUUUUGCGGAUACAGACUAGCACGGCUGCUACUCUGAAACCUGCUCUCCUUUGUAGGUUUAACAGGGUUGCCACUCUCUGGUAGUGUGCCUCCUUGUAUAUAGGUCAGGGAAAGUCGCUCUUGCUGCAUCGCAUGCCCCCUUGCUGCUCAUUGCUUGCUCUGCAAUAGCCCUUCUUCAAGUAACUUGGCCCUCCAGCUAGGUUACUAUUUAGUCCACCCCUUCCGGUGGACUUACAAAGUCCAAUAGGACAAUUGCCCAAAUGCUGUUGCCAGAUGCAUUCAGCCCUCCUCUGGCUCUGUGCCACUAUACCAGGGGAACCCGGACCCACCUGUUACACCAGGUUCCAGCUCAGGGACCUUAUAACCAGCAAUCCAGGUCUUCAUUCCCAUUCCCUGGCACUGUUUCCCCAGUCUCCUUCCUACCAAGCCUCUGUAUCUUCUCUUUCCUGGUUCUCGGUUUACUACUGGAGCCUACUGUACUUUCCGUGGCUACUUCACCCCUCCUAGCCUCUUGCCAGACUCCUUACACCAGGAAAGGAUCCCAGAGCUUACUCUCGCCCUGGACUUCCUCCUUGCUCCGGGAGACCUCCCUCCUCCCAGGGGAGCAACUGCGGACUCCUUUACCUGCAAGCUGCCUGCUGCUUUCAACCUCUUGGUUUUUUAGUGCUGGCCCAGCCCUCCCCCAAGCUGGGCUUCCCUCUCAAUUAACCCUGGCCCUCCUUCUCUCAGGUGAUGUCAGGUGACCUAAUUAGUGUCUCAGGCCCUCAUUCACCCUAUUAGGGCUGGUGUGGGGUGCACACCAUAUCGCAGUAGGUGAAGUGAAUUCUUGGGUAGGGCUAGGAGGAAUCAGAAUGAGCUAAUGUGAAAAGACAGGAAUAUACUAGGAUAAUAGGCACUAUGCACAUUUGUACAAUGUUAUAUUAAAUGCUUUUAUAUCUUAGAGAAUUAUCAGUUUCUGUCUUGGAGGAAAAAAUAAGGUUAUCAGAAAUUCUAGUCAUGUUUACUUUUAAAUCUAUAAAAGCAUCUUUCAGGAAUGCAGCAUGAGAUUUAAGGAUGGGGUUUUCAAAAACAUCUAAUGGACCAGCUUUCACUGACUUUUGAUAGGAGUUGGGCACCCGACUCCCUUAGGCACUUCAGUGGAGGAGAAUUUGUAGGCCAUACUGGGUUGCUAAUGUCCCUUUAAUGAUUAUUAGGAGUAUAGCACUGAAAAAAAUGAUUUGGGAAUUGUACAACAUUGAUGCCUUGAUGGGUUAUUGUUUUAUAAGUAAUAUUCAUGUCUCUGAUAAGUGAAAUUGCAGAAAUAGAAAGUUAAUAGAUGGCUGUUAAAAUUCAACUUUUUUAAUUAUUUUUGAUUGCAAUAGCCAUGAAUGUGUUAGGGUUGCCACACUAAUGUCAAAUCCUUCCCAUAUUGCUGAUGUGAUUCGUAGAAUGUUUACAAUAUUUUGACUAUUGUGUCUUCCUUCUUUUUGAACCUACAUACCUUAAAAUAUAGCCUCGUUGUCUAUGUCUGAUUAAUUUAAAUUUAGCCACAUUUUUAGAUUCUUUACCACUUGAUAUCAAAGGUCUUUUUGAAAGGCUAAUAUUGGUGCCUUAUUUAAACAUACAAAAUUACCAGGCAUCUUCCAUAUUAACAAUCAAAAAACCAGUUAACCAUGCCAAAUUUAUCAAAUAGAGUAGCAACUCUAGCUCCAGCCAACACAGCUCUACUCUGUUCUUAGUGCAGUAUCAGUCUGUCUGUAGGCCAUGUCUACAGUAUUUUGAUUAUCAUAGAGAGUCCGAUGGUAAGAAAAAUUGUCCAUGUCAAGGAUUUUACAAGUUUUCAACUAUUCUCAUCUGUGUGAAUUCUCCUAAUGCCUUCUAAAGCAUCAGCAUUAAUCUCCAUCUACUGGUGAGAGCUGAACUCAGUUCAGUAAAAAGCUGCUCAGGACUCCAGUAGAGGCACUUGUUUUUUAGCUGAAUCAGUAUCUUUAUGAGCUUCCCAUUUUCCCCCCAUGAGGGAAAUAUGAGAUUUUGUUUGAUUUAACAUUGCACUCUCUUAUCCAUACUUAGGGACAAAGUCCUGACCUAGUCAGUUACACUGGGACUUGAAUUUCAGGUCUUCGGUUCAUCUCUAAUAGAUUAUGCACCGUGCCUCCAUGAAGUGAGCCAUAUCCCCAUUCUGCUUAGAAAAAAACAACGUGAGAGCAUCAGGGGAAGGGAGAGACACUCUUCAGGAUUCCCCUCUCUGACUUUUCCCUGUAUUGUUCCAUUGGGGUGAUACAGCCGGGCCCCUCAACCCAUGAGCAGAGGGUUCAGCCCCCAGAACCUGUGGAUCUCAGUGGGUAUUCUGUAAUCCUGGGCCUUGUCUCACGCCAGCUGUUUUGCAGCAUGACUCCAAUGAAGCCUUUUCAUCAAAUCCCACAUAGGGGGAAGGAUGAUCAGUGGCCCCCAUUAUAGCCUUCUCAUCUCUCCAUGUGUAGAUCCCCAAUACUGUGAAAAUUCUUUACAGAAGUCCAGGGAUGGACAGAACCAAUGCCAAUCCCUGCCCUCCCUGUAUGCAUGCGGAGAGAGAUCUGUACAGGAGAUGAUUGAGGACAGUGUGUCAGUCACAGUGCCAUGUUUUGGGGUAUUGUCACGUAUAGCCUUGUUUUGAAGGAAGAGUGUAGUUUGAGACGCUGUGAAAUAAUUGUCCUGACUGAAACCUUCACAGUCACAUAGCAUUUCUGAGAGUGAUAUUACUGAUUGGCUAAAGGUGGGAUUUUCACAAAGUCUCAGCAUUAGCUAGACUCUGCUUUCAGGGAAGUCAAUGGGCAUUUUAACAUUGACUUUAGUGGGAGCAAACUUAGAGCAACACUGAGCAACUUUGAAAUCCUACCUAACUGUUAAAUUUUUUAAGAUUUCAAAAUUUGGGUUUGUAUGUCUUUCAGGCUGUAGAAUGAGUUUUUCCUAACCCCGUGUUAUUGUUAAUUAUAUAUUUCUAGGCAAAGAAAUUUUAAACCAGUUAAAUAGCUUCUAAUUUUCCAUCCACAAUUAAUUGUGGGUUCAGUUCUACAGAACAAUCAGUUGUGCAACCCUCAAAUCAUAUUGGUAAGUAAAUGUCUAUAAUCUGUUUUAUGUGCAUGUAAUUGAUUGAGGGAACAAAACUUCAUGCAGGGAAACUAGAUUCUAGGUUGAGGCCCUUUUGAAAAUGUGUCCCUUUGUGUAAUAAAAACUUACAUUAGUAGCCCAUUUAGGAGCAAGGAGUCUACACAACUGCUGAUCCAUGGAAGCUUUGCCAUCCAUCCUCCCUGUCAAUACUAUUUCAAGGACUAUGGCAGUUCUGAGGGGUUUACAUAGGGGUUUCUGUCUUAGCAGAUGCUUAUUGUCACAUGGGGCACCAUGGGCUGACUACCCAAAAGGAGUUAGGUGCCUAAGUCUCCAGUUUUGGGAUCACGGCUAUGCCCAAUAUUCCCACUGAAACUCUGUAGGCACCUAAACUCACUGGACUCCCUAGGAGCCCAUGUUUCUGCCUCUGAGCACACACAGUGCUUCCUUCCCAUGGGCAACCGGACACCUAUUUCCUGCGUAAGCCCCAGAAUGAUACACAAACCAGGAGAAAACAAGCUUUCAGCGUUGAACUUGCCUGAGGGGUCCAAUCCAGUAGGCAUGCUCAAAGGCUGCCCACUGAAUCAGGCCCCCAUAGAUGGGCUUAUACAGAACAGCGAGAGGAAGCAGAGGAAAAGGACCUCUCAUGUAACUUUUAGCGCAGUGGUUAGGGUACUCCCCUGGGAGGUGGGAGAACGGGUUUGAACAGGGAUCUGCCACCUGUCAGGUGAGCCUGUGGGAUUUUAGCAGGGCCGGGGGUUUCAACCAAAAUAAUUAGGUGAAGUUACACAAAUUCAUUAAAUGUUUUGAUGUCGCUGAAUCUGCAUUUUUCACCAAAACAAGUUUAGGUUGAAAAAUUUUGCCCAGCUGUAGUUGAGAUGAAAAGUUCAAAUUAUGAACUAUAUCCCAGGUUUUACUACAGUAAAAUGUGCUCAACAGAAGCUAGUUUGUACAUUACUUAGGUCACUUUUAACAGGAUUCACAUUUAGAAUCCACUAACAGUAUUAGCCCUGGAACAACAGAAGUGAAAUUCAAGUAAAUUGAUAUUUGAUUCUGAUUGUGUAAAAUGCUGUUAUGUUUCUGUUAAAAUAAGGGAGCUACUUGGAUGUGGAGGGACACGUAUUGACUUUCAAAAAAUUACUGGAUUUUGUGCAAUAUUUUUCCUUUUUUUUAAAGUAAUUUAGUUCCAGCAAAUAUGCACAUCUGCUCUUCAAGCAGAUCCUUGAGAUCGUAUUUUUGGAACUGUAUAAAAUUACAUGUAGCAUUCUAAUAUGGUUGUAUGAUAAAAAUAUAAACAGUACAUUGUCACCUGGCAAAUGUGCAUCUCCAAAUGUGACUGGAAAUGAUUGUGUUUGUCAUGUUAUUGUACUAUAAUAAACCUGGUUUCAGCAAUGAUUAAUAAACAAAAAAGCAAAAGUAAUAAUGUCUAUAUUCUACUCACAGUAUGUUACAAGAACAUAGUGGGAGUCAUUUCUGUUUAUACAUUUAGAACUUCUGAUGCUUAGUUUAUCAUUUGAUUUUUUUUAACAAGUUAAGCAUCUAUUCUCAAUAUAAUCAAUAUAAUCAAUGCUAGAUAAUAAUUUAUGGUGGUUACUGUAUGUAUAUCCAGAAUCUAGUUUGUGACAGCCCUAAUUGUGAUAAAUCAUUGCUUAAAUCAAUUGUUGCCAGUACCUUUUAAUUUUUUGUAAAUUAAAUUAUGUAUUGAUGUACAUUUUGUUUUAACCUUAAAGCUUCUGUCGAGAACUGGUUUAAAUUAAUUUACUUGAAUGAGGCGAUAAAGCACUGUGGAAUAGUUAGUUUUGGAUGCAACACACAAAGAAGCAUAUAUUGUGUUAAUUCACCAUUUUGUUCAGGAGAAGAUAAGUAAAAAUGUUUCAUUUGUUCAAGGAAAUAACUGUUUUUUUUAAUCUGUGUCUGAAAGAGAGCAGGAAAAAGCAUCAGCAUUGAACAAAGAGUAAUAACCUAUCCUGGCAUUAUUCCUAAACUUUUUUCAGAGCUUUUUUUAUCCAUCUUUGGAAAAAGUCUUUAUAAAGCUCUUAUGGGCCAGUAGGGACAUCUUUAAUUACUUACAGGAAAUAACAUGAAGUCCAGGAUGUUUUGAGAUGUAAUGUUUUUAUUGAUCCUUUUAAUAAUCACAGAGGUAUUUAAAUAAAUUGUUAACACUGUGUUCUAACAUGUUUAUAAAUAGGAUCAGUCACUGGCUUUUAUUAAAACUGCCACCAAAUUUAGGACUUUACUCUGUGCUGUUGCACACUUUAGCCUACAGUCAUAUGAAGUCAUCUCCAGAAUUACAGACCAGACCUUAGACUACUACCAGUAGCACACUGUAUAUGUACAAUAAAUUGUGUUUUUUCCAAGUGAUAAUGUCAGUGCAAAAUUUUUGGUGAACUCCACAUUACCAUAAAGUGCCCCACAUUGUGUUAUACAAUAAAAUGUACCAAAAUCAAA